AUGGAAGUUGAUAGCCGCAAUGGGGAAGUCGGAACCGAGGAGCUCGUCUUCAGUCGAUCUCUUCUAUUUCUCCGGCAGUUGCUGCAUGGAUUGCGAACUCGACCGCGUUACAACUCACCUCAAAGCGCAAGCAAUUCUCCGCCCAGCUUUGCUGAGCGUCCACUGAAAGGUGACACUGUUACCUUCCAUUAUCAGUGUUUCGGAGGGGGACCUUCACCACCAAAGAUAGCCUCGAUGACCGUCGGCGGUCUAUCGACGGCUGCCGAGCUUAACGAUAUGCUCAUUCAGUUGAGUCGGUUCUCUAAGUUCAGCCUUAUUCAUGGAGGGCAGAAGCUUGAGUUACUCCAAAGGCCGGAUACUUUGGUCAAGGAACUUAAGCUAGACUCGGGCCUGCUCAUGAUUCGAAAGGCUGCCGAUGCCCAAGAGAUUACUUCGGCUGGGUUGAGUCGAUCUAUGACCGCUGUCGAUAAGGAAGUGUUGAAGCAUUUCGACGAGCUGUAUGAUCUGCUUAAUCUGAAGGAUGCCUUGGCUCAACAAAUAAUCGACUUCCUCAUUGUUUUCCCGCCGCAGGGGCAGGCUCUGGAACUUGUCAAAUCCAAUGAUAACUCAGAGGUGCACAUGUUCCCGUUGAACACACCAUUUAAGGCUUUGUAUUCAUUGCACACGCUUUCAAUCUGUCUUCACGGUGUGGCACUGGCUGUAGAUAUGACUGCCAAACAGAACUUUGUCUCUCAUAGUAUUCAGGUCCUGGUUGCGUUUUUGACGUCCGAUGAACUGUUCGACUCGCUUAGUGGCAACUCAAUAACCACAAUGCUUGCGUCAAGAGCUGUUGAAUGUCUUCUGUUGGCUAUCUCCGUGCACCGUCGAACUGAUGGCAACUCAGUUCUCAUCUUCGAUCCAAUGUCUUUGGUCUCACGUAUUCUCAGUCUCCUCGAAAUAGGCCGCAAUGGCCCUAUUGGUCCUCAGACUAGCGCAUGCGCCCAAAGUUUGGUUUGCAACUCCUUUGCAGUGUUGGUCGAAGCUUCAUUGCGCGAUCGAGAUUUCUGGAAUGCGGCCAAGCAGCAUGUGCAAUUUGAUGAGCUGAUCUUGUCAUUACUCUUGAAUGAGAGUCGAACGCCAAUUCGAAAGGAAAUAAUGGAGCGCCUCAAGAUCAUGAGUGGUCCUUUAAAGCCACUGAACAUGCAAAUGAAACUUGCUGAUGAGGAAUCCCCGAUCGCUGAAAACCCUAUUCGAAUUGACAUGCUAGCCACAGUCUGGAGUUCGGUUGUACGUGCCAUUCCUCAGACGCUUCAACAUGUUAGCCAGUCGGAAGAGUUUUUUAUUGCCGCUUUGUGGAUGUUCCGUUCCGUUGCGGAGAGAUCGCCUCGUGAUGUUAUCUUCAGCGAAUAUCUGAAAGAAUGGACCGGUGUUCUACUUGACCACAAGACUGAAGAGUUUGUUGGUCGUGAGACGGCUGACCCUUUGGUCAUUGGAAUUUCUGCUAUGCUCGAGUGGUGCCUUGAGCUCGCUACCAAUGCAAAUGUCACAUUGGAUUAUCUGGAUAUUGCCGAACAGAUCUUGAAUAAGUAUUUGUUCCCGGAUUUCUCACCCGAGACAACGGACAUCGCAGACCCCCGAACUCCAAUGAUGCAUAGCUACACACGGCAAAAAUUGUAUAGUGUUGUUACUAUGUUGUGCCAGCGGAGUGAUGAGACUUAUGGUCGAAUUCUGGAGCUUCUGGACACCAUCAUUCCUCGAGGUUUGGAGCCCCAUUUGGUUUCAUCUUCUGAUCAAGCUAACCUGGAACGCGCAGAUUCCUCGCAUCUAGGGUAUGCUUUCGAUAGAUCAGUGAUGAUUAGAUCCCCGGAAGGCUAUGCAGGGCUCAAAAAUCUUUCAAACACUUGUUACCUCAAUUCUCUCAUGACACAACUUUUCAUGAAUAUCGAGUUCCGCGACUUUAUUUUAAAUCUUCGCAUCGCCGAUCCAGUGUCACAAAAGCUCCUCUUUGAAACGCAGAAACUUUUCAUCUGGAUGCAAGAGACUUGGAGAAAGGCUAUUGAGCCACAGGAUUUCGUGGAAAGCAUUCGGACAUAUGACAACGAGCAAAUCGAUGUCACAGUCCAGAUGGACGUUGAUGAGUUUUACAACCUCCUAUUUGAUCGCUGGGAGGCUCAAGUCUUGGACACAGAAAAGAAGAAGUUAUUCCGAUCUUUCUAUGGCGGCCAGUUGGUUCAGCAGAUCAAGUCCAUGGAAUGCCCUCAUAUCUCGGAGAGAGAAGAGCCCUUCUCCGCUAUCCAGUGCGAGAUCAAGGGCAAAGCAACCCUUGAGGAGAGCCUGCGGGCCUAUGUGGCUGGCGAGACGAUGCAGGGCAAUAACAAGUACUCCUGUACCUCGUGCGGCCGACAUGUGGAUGCCGUGAAGCGCGCGUGUCUAAAAGAAGUGCCAGACAACCUCAUCUUUCACCUGAAACGGUUCGAUUUCGACAUGCUCACCAUGUUAAGAAGCAAGAUCAACGAUGAAUUCCAAUUCCCGCGCCACAUCGACAUGGCACCCUACACCGUUGAGCAUCUUGCUGAUCCAGACCAGCCCAUCGAACCAGAUAUGUUUGAACUGGUCGGUGUUCUUGUACACACUGGUACAGCUGAGUCUGGCCACUACUACUCAUACACCCUUGAGCGACCCUCGCCUGCUGGUGAAGCUUCAUGGGUCGAGUUCAAUGACUCGGAAGUCUCCAGGUUUGACCCAGCUUCCAUUUCAGAUCACUGUUUUGGUGGGUUUGAUCCUGCACAAUAUGGGAAUGGAACCGCCAAGGUCAAAGUGUGGAGCGCGUACAUGUUGUUUUACCAGCGUGUGUCCACCAUUGAGAAGUCCAAAUCCGCGUACAAGCCAUCAAAGCCGGACAUACCUGUGCAUGUCCCUGUGCCAGGCUCUAUCCAGAAUCAUAUUUCCAUGGACAACGAACUGCUCAUUCGGACUUACUGUCUUCUGGACCCUCAAUACGCAUUUUUUGUCGAGAAAUUGCUUCAGCGGUGGGUUGAAAUGGCCCCGGGCGACAACAAAGAUAGGGCCGAAACAUUAGUCUUGAACGUGGGAAUGGACACGAUCGAGCAAUUAGUAUCACGCACCAAAGAGCUCCAGGGCCAUCAGGAAAUCUUCCACGACCUUGUUGACAUGAUUCAGCGAAGCCCCGGCGCAGCCCAGUCAGCCCUUCGGUGGGUCUUUGACCGGCAAACGUCAAUGCGCAACAUCAUGAUGAGGACAACUGUUCCAGAGGUCAGGGCAAAACACAUCUCGCUCAUCAACCAUGCCUUGAGACAUCUCCAUUCCCUGUCAAACGAUCCGAAUACCGACGACGACGACCGGUACUCAUGGCGUAUUGAAUUCGAGACAGCAAUUUCAAACAUUGUGCCCUUGCUGGCAAACCUGUGGCCCAACGUACAAUGUGCUCCACGAGUCUGGGAGGACUACUUUGGAUUCUUCUGCAAGAUUUGCACAUACGGUCCAUUGGCCAUUCAAGUCCUGCUUGAGCAAGGUAUCUUUCUAUACUGUCUGCACAUCCUGUGGAUCGAUAACGAAGACAAGAAAGGCUUGCAAAUCCAAUAUCCCACCUACGUGCGGCUCAUGGACAAGGGCCGUCGUUUCUCAUACCUGAACUUGAUGUCAUUGUGCCUGAUAAUUUUCAAGCACAUUGAUCUUUCCCUCAAGCCAUCCCCCAUCGGCGAGAAGCGACGGUUCUUGGCCGAGACUGGCAAAUUCUCUCCCAGGGAGUGUGAACUGGAUAUGAUUCAACCUCUGGAAGAGGAUGGAUCUUUGUCUAUCUUGAUGAAAAUCUUCAAGCACUGGUCUGUUUCCAGAGUACAGGCCGCUCGAGGGAUUCUCGCAGUACUUUUGGACGGAGAGCCCGAGGCAGGCCUCCUAAACGCAAUUCACAAGUCGUUGGAAAAUGGCUUGAGAAUUGAUCCAGCUAUUGAGUGUGUCGCCUUUCUGGAGGCAGCUGUGACGUUCUGUCAGCAUUGUCCAGAUGAAAGCAGAGUGAACGAUAUCAUCACCUUCAUUGCAAAUGGAGUUGAGACCAUUGAUAGCAGUGGAGGCCAAGAACACAUGGACUUCUUCACCAAAAUUUGCGACAUCACAAACGAGAGAUUGGGAAUGGACUCCCGUGCUUUCACCAAGCUUAGUUUUGAUCAUCUCCCCGCAUAUGCUCCGACGCUACUCAUUGACAGAGUAGAUACCGUUCGACAGAACAUGAAGAGCAUUCUGAACGAGCUGUUCAAUGGUGAAGACAAGGAUGAGACAACUGAACUCGCAUACAUGCAGCAGGAUGGCGAAGGGUAUGAGCAGGGUGAAGAUGGUGAUUCCAUGUACAACAUCAUGCGUGAGGAGCGCUCUUCCCUUGGCCGUCGCCUCCAGAAGGCCUGCGUUGAGCGGGUCACGGCAGCGGUGAAAGACCAAAUUCGACCCAUUGAUGCCAGACAGCUGGACUGUAUUAUGUCCGUCAUCAACUACUGCCUGCACACAUUUUAUGGUGACAGCGAGGAAGAUGAAAAAGAAGUCAGGAAGACAAAAGAGCUUCUCAUCACUCUCGAAACAAUGUCCCUUCAAGAGACCGCCGAUGACGUCGCUUCCGACUCUGACGUAGCCUCUGUUGAAGAAUGGGAGAUGUCUGAUUCCGAGACAGGGGUUCGCGGAUCUCCUUGA
This is a messenger RNA of Penicillium soppii, 4677 nucleotides long. RefSeq lists its product as uncharacterized. NCBI's taxonomy places the organism in Eukaryota, Fungi, Ascomycota, Eurotiomycetes, Eurotiales, Aspergillaceae. Gene Ontology annotation, cellular component: nucleus; cytosol. Gene Ontology annotation, molecular function: cysteine-type deubiquitinase activity; cysteine-type endopeptidase activity. The record is from RefSeq and is a predicted model, not a curated record. Gene Ontology annotation, biological process: protein deubiquitination. The transcript has 10 exons. The coding region runs from base 1 to 4677 and encodes 1558 amino acids.